GUUACAGUGACUUUUUACUGCUUACAAUCAGUAAUUGCGUCAAAAGCAUUGCAUUUUUUUAAUUUAUUAUUUUGGUAAUCUGUCAACAGGAUACAGUAAUCUGUUAGAGAAACAGCUUUUAGUUUGCAUGUAGCUGGCCAACUUUAAUCUUUUGCAUUGCCACAUUCUGGCACUGAACUUAAAAUAUCUAGAGUUUGUUUAAGUGAUUGUCGCAAUGUUGAACAGAGUGUGAAACUAUUUAUAUGCUGUCCCAGUGCAAACACAGAAGGAUCCCAUAAGAUCUAAACUGGAUGUGUAACAUUUUAUCUGUACGUACACGGAACUGUUGUUUAGCUGUAGUUUAUUAGUUUCUUCUGACAUCUUCAUAUUUUCAACAGGUCUUGCAACGUGUGUUUUGUAUUCUACAGUAUGCCAGUACUUAGCACACUGAUGAACAAAGGAGAUAUCUGUUGCAAGAGCGAAAAAAAUAAAUAAAAGCAGUUAGUUAAUCUAAGCAGAAGUGAUUGACUUACUGACACUUGGCAGCCCUGCUGCACACUCUACAUCCGCUGAGCUGUAUUCAUGUGUGAGAAACCAAAAUAGCUUGAUUGUUCCAUGGUUAUAAAAUCCAAUUCACUGUCAGUGUCUUACGGUUCAGAUAAUUUGUCUCUGUUUAGAUUAGCAAUCAUAUUAUGCGUACAUACUAAUGACAAGCCAGCCUUGAGGGCUGAGCUGAUAUUUGUUCAUGUUUGAUAUCUGUUUUAUGACAGGUACGUGUCUAGUAAUUGGUGUCCAAGAGUAAUUGCCUCAAAUAAAAUACUAAAAAAAGACAUGAAAUGAUGACAGUGCAUGGGGGAGGUUUGAAAGCAAAUAUUCAUUUGAACUUGUAAACCUGUGAAAUCCCCCAUGCCUGUCAGCUAGUUCUACAGUAAAUCAUGUUGUGGCCUUCUCAGUAUGGAAUUCAUUUUUGGAAGUCAGUGUAUCCUGAGGAACUUAAAAUUAACCCACAGACCAAAAAGGUUCUUUUUGGUCACAGAUCACAGAUCAUAUUUAAAAGGAAUCUGCUGCUGUUGCCAAAUGUGUCAAAACAAAAGAAUGAUGGCUUUGUAUUUCAACACACUUAGCAUGUUGCAUUUUAUGCAUUUUUUUAAAAACCAGAGUUAAAGCCACAGCAGAAAAAACUGGAAGUUCUGUGCUGUGCAGGGUUUGUAUACCGACGUAGUUAGAGACAGGAAAUCACUUUUAGUAGCAGCAGGGAAAGGGAGUCUUGAAUGUAUCCAUAGAUAAUACUUAAUCAUUCAACCUAAUAAAAAGAGUAUUAAGUCAAACUAAGAACAGGUAAUGUCUUCAGGCUUAAGUCCCCAGACUGUUCUUAAAAUGUAAAACCUUUGGCCCAUUUCAUUAAAUUCAGCAUCUAAACCAUGGUUACUACUUGCCCUCUAAACAAGUCUUUAACCUACUUUUAUAGUUUGUCUUUUCCCAAAUUCUAGUGAGCCACACCAAAUAGAUGACAUCAGUGCGGGUCUAUGUAUUCGCUAUGGCAGUGUCGUAAUAUGGAAUCGGUUCAUUAGCCUUUAUUUGAAUUAAAUGUUGCUAUUUAAUCCCUUUUUGAUAUUUAUUUAGUAAUUAUUUUCACCAAAGAGAUUGCAUGUCCUUGUCAAUUACCACAAGUUAUCUGAGGCCAUUUGACUUUAUUUACACAAAUUAGUUAUGUUUUUGUGAAAUGAGCUCUCAGUGUCUUCUCGGCCAAAAGAUGACUGCACUUUUCAUUCUGCUUUGAGCUGUUGUCUGCGUUAUCAGUAAUUGUUCACUCUAACAUUUCCUGGUGACACCAGUGUUAACUGGAGCGAGCAGUGCCGGUGUCUGCAAGGUAAACACCACUCAAUCUGUUGGCCAUAUCAACGUUUUUGAAGCUAGGUCACUCAGCCAUUGGAAGGCAAAUGCAUUCAAUUGGUUUCACAGAAUUAGCACAUGUCAACAGUGAGUUAUAGUGUGAGCCAGUGACUCCUUUCCAUCCUUUCCAUGGUUACAGUGAUUGCCUGAAUGUCAAAACACUUACUGCUCGUUCCAAAAGCAAGUAUUUUUGUGGUCCGAGAGGAUAUUAUGUGAUUAUUCCAACAAUGCAAAUUAUAUGAUUAAUCCUGAAUUGAAGUGUGACAAAAAUGCAUAAUAUAUGAAAAGGUUCUUGUGUACUAUAACACAGUGUGAAUUCUCAAAAUCAUAAGGCAUUUGAGACAAUUCUUCAUUUUGCUCCCCUCAGUUUCAUGGAUCUCAGUCAUUUGAUGGAAGCCAAGUAGCCUUUUAAGUGCAGACUUUUGGCUGUAUUUGUGUUAAAUCUGAAUUUAUUAGAGUCCAUUGUGUAGAUGAAUGUGUGCAUGUUUUAGACAAGCAGCCAGCAUUAACAGUAAUGUCUCCUGCCUGCCAAUCAUUAAGUAAAGCUUUGGCUUUUCUCAUCAGCAUGCAGGUCUGAUAAUCAGCCCCUGCAGCCAAGGUUUGGUGGGCAGUGGGCCAUGAGACUUGGCUGGAUGGACAAACUGAGAGAGAGCUGGCUGUUGUCAUGCCAUGGAGUCUCUGGUCUGUUGGUUGGACGGUGUUUCCAGCAGCCAGCUGCCACCUUCCCACUGAGGUCUCGAGCUGGUUUGAACUGGUCUUGGCACAAAUUCAAAUUCAAACUUCAAACUCCACCUUGGUUGUCUGUGACUUUUGUUUCCUCCAAGAGCUCAAACUUCUAACAGAAGUUGCUGUGGAGAUGCUAGAGUUUUUGGUGGGGUACCACAGUGACUUGUGCUAUUGAUUGAUGUCCACAUGUCCAAUAGUUCAGGGAACAUUGAGCAAGACCUGUCUUCCAUUAGAGGACUUAACCCCCUAGUAGUGUAGCUUGUCCACCCUUCAUUGACCAAUCAGCACCCAUGCUUUUAGCAGCACUCCUCUGGGCUGCACUGGGUAAACACAAGUGUCUGCCUCAAUGUUUGUCAACGCUAGUUGCCUAACCAUUUAUCAGUAGUCAGUAAGCAUCUGUGCAGCUGUGAUCUAUUUGACCUCAGUGUGCAUUAGAAAUCACUAAUUCAAGCAGAGAUCCAGACAAGAUUCUGUCUUUUCUCCUUUUUUGUCCUGCCAUGUGAUCCCAGGAUCCUACUUACGGUGCAAUAUUGUCUCCACAGAGUUUAACUCCCCAAAUGUCAAGCAGGGGAGGUGAAACACCACUCCCACCACCGCUCUAAUUCCCUCGAGCCCCCUCCUUUCCGCUUGUGUCCCAGCACAAGGGACGUCACUCCCCUGGCUGCAGCAGGACUGGAGGCUGAGUCGAGGGGCAAGGCGAGGGCAGGUCCUAUGAAGAAGCACAAAGGCCAGAGGGGAGGUGUAAAUGCACUGCUCUGCACAGUGUACAUGCCAGCAUAUGAACUAGUAUUGAGCACAGUGCUGAAGGAGAGUAUUGAGGCAGCAGUUCAUGGGAUCAGUGGAUGUAAUCUGACUUUUAUCCCUGCUUCAUGUGUAGCUGAUCUGCGGCGGCUCCUUGCAAAACGAAGCUUGAAGAAAGGCACAGACACUUCUAGUAGUCUUUUCUGUGUCAGAAGUUAGACCUGUCGUAUCCACACUCAGAGUCGGUCUAACAGUGGGUGUCGACAUGCUGGAACAGGUUCUGUCAUUCGGCCGCUCACUGGUGCGCAGGAAAGUGGUCGACCUGAGCAGCAUGGAGGACUCAAAGCUGUGCCGCUGCCUGGGAACUGUCGACCUCAUCGCCCUCGGGGUGGGCAGCACUCUGGGCGCCGGCGUCUACGUCCUGGCUGGCGAGGUGGCCAAGGGUGACUCAGGCCCCAGCAUUGUCAUCUCCUUCCUAAUUGCUGCUCUAGCCUCUGUCAUGGCCGGCCUUUGUUACGCUGAGUUUGGCGCACGAGUCCCUAAGACCGGCUCUGCUUACCUUUAUAGCUACGUGACUGUAGGAGAGAUCUGGGCCUUCAUCACUGGUUGGAAUCUCAUUCUCUCCUAUGUGAUUGGUACCUCUUCAGUUGCCAGGGCUUGGAGUGGCACAUUUGAUGAAAUGAUAGGAGGGCACAUUGAGAUUUUCUGUAAGACCUACUUCAGCAUGAACUCCCCUGGUUUGGCUUCGUACCCUGACUUCUUUGCUGUCUGCCUGAUUCUGCUGCUUUCUGGACUCCUUUCGUUUGGGGUGAAGGAGUCAGCCUGGGUCAAUAAAGUCUUCACUUCAAUCAAUGUGCUCGUACUCUUGUUUGUCAUCAUCUCCGGCUUCGUCAAAGGAGACACACACAACUGGAACAUAACUGAAGAGUCCCUUAUUAAUGUCACUGUGGUUUCAAGGAACUUGUCGGCGAUGACCAAUGUGAGCAGUGAUUACGGCGUUGGAGGAUUUAUGCCCUACGGCUUCAGUGGGACCUUAGCUGGAGCUGCCACCUGCUUUUAUGCUUUUGUUGGAUUUGACUGCAUUGCGACCACAGGCGAAGAGGUGAAGAACCCUCAGAGAGCCAUUCCCAUUGGCAUCGUGGUGUCACUGACCGUGUGCUUCUUGGCCUACUUUGGCGUGUCAGCUGCGCUCACGCUGAUGAUGCCCUACUACCUGCUGGAUGAGAAGAGCCCUCUGCCCAUGGCCUUUGAAUACGUGGGCUGGGGUCCUGCUAAAUAUGUGGUUGCGGCAGGUUCACUGUGUGCCCUCUCUACCAGUCUGCUGGGCUCCAUUUUCCCCAUGCCUCGUGUAAUCUAUGCUAUGGCAGAGGAUGGGGUGCUUUUCAAAACCUUAGCCCGAAUCAAUCCUAAGACGAAGACCCCACUUAUUGCCACUAUGACCUCCGGUGUAGUAGCAGCCAUCAUGGCCUUCCUGUUUGACCUGAAAGCGCUGGUUGACAUGAUGUCCAUUGGAACUCUACUGGCUUACUCGCUGGUUGCUGUAUGUGUACUGAUUCUCAGGUACCAGCCAGAUGGAGCCUUAGAGCGGCGAGCAGGCACUGGUGAGAGGGAGUACCUGUCUUCCGAGGGGGGCGAGUCUGACCUGACAGAGUCGGAGUCCCACCUCAACAUGCUGAAGGGUGGCAGCUCCACCCUCCAGACUGUUCUGCACCCCCCUGCCUCCCCUUCUGAACAUUCCUCCAGAGUUGUCAACAUGUCCAUUUGUGUGCUCGUGCUGCUAGUGUGUAUAGUAAGCUAUCUCACCACGUACUGCAUCGGCUCCAUCCUUGCUAUGGAAGUGUGGAUCCUGGUACUGCUGUCCGUGUGUCUCCUCAUCUUCAGUGGUUGCAUCUUUUUGAUCUGCAGGCAGCCACAGACUAGCAAGAAGGUCUCCUUCAUGGUUCCUCUUCUUCCUCUUCUGCCCAUUCUGAGCAUUUCUGUCAAUAUUUACCUCAUGGUUCAGCUGAGUGGAGAUACUUGGAUCCGUUUCUCUGUGUGGAUGGCUAUAGGCUUCAUGAUCUACUUCGGCUAUGGCAUGUGGCACAGCGUGGAGCGCCAGCGCCUUCUCCAGGGUCCUUCAAACAGCAGCAGCACUCAGGAACACAACAAAAGCAGCAGGGGUGCAGUAGGAAAAGACGAGGAGUGUUUCAUCUGCCCUGAAAAGACAAGCCAGUGUUAAAGUUUACCAGGUCAUUUACAGACUCUAUGAGGUGACAGAUGUGUAAAAGCACACAGCAGCUCGAUGCACCUGUUUAUACAGCUUCACCUUGUGGGCCUCAUCCUCAAGCACACACAUUCUGUCAGUAUUCUGUGUCAGCGGCCACACGAUGGGGAGCUGCUUGGUCCCUGUGAUGAAACCAAAUCUUGUAGGUCACACUGCGCUUAAUGGCCAGCAUGAAGGCAGAAGUGAAAGGACAGGUAACACACUGGAGAUUGAUGUUCAUUUUCUUUAACAGUGUAGCAGUUAAUGCCAAGACCGCAGCAAAGCAUCUCUGUUUCUCUUUCCUGAGUUCUAAGUAUAUGACAUUUGUCUUGUCUCUACCUUUUUACAUUUGAAGGAGGUUUGUACAGGUGGGUUUUUAAAUGUUAAGUCUUGACACUUUGUUAUCCAUUUAACAAAUGGAUUUUAUUAGAUUUUGAUGCACCAUUUAUAUACUGGUAUUGAAAGUAAUGUUAGUUUUGUGGAAAAAAAGCACUCAUUGUUCUUUGGUUUUAGUGUCGAAUGCUGAAAAAAGACCAACAGGUUAAAGAUGUGCUUUCAGUCGUAAAGCUAGAAUAUGUUCUACAAUUGUUUUGUGUAUAAUUGUUUUACAUGCAUACUUUAUAUGUAUAAUUGCGAUCUAUAUCUGUUAAAAAUAAUAACAAAGAUGCUGCGAAAUUUUGACCAAUGUUGACUAUGUCACAUAGUUAUGUAGGCACUUAACAUGUCAUGACUCGACUAUCCUGAAGCCAGGAGGAAAGUUUCAGGCUUCUGUUAAGUAUUAUAUGAUCAUAUCAACCUCUGCUGUAGUUAUUGAGGUAUCUGUUAUGGGUGGUUUUAUUCAGCACAGGUUCACUUUUAUUUUUGCUUGGGUGAACUGUUACAAUCUGAACAUGAAGAUUGAUAGUUGAUACAGAAUUCUUCUCAAAACGUAUUUGUAGUUUCUUUAUUUUUUUCCACUCUUUCUGAUGUUUUGUGUUAUUUUGAUACCGUUGCAGAUAUGCUCUUAAAUAUUCAUGGAAUUAUUCUCUCUCAACCAAACUACUUUGCCUCAUAACAACCUAACAGGAAGGAUAACAAUUAUGAACUCUAUUUUCAUUUGUGUUCUUUUGUGUUUGACUUUUUAUGAUGAACUGCAUGGAGAAUUCAGUUUAUUUUUUCCUCUGGUAUUUUAGGGUUUUACUUUUACUAUGAAUUGUAAGGCUCAGUGAGCUUUGGUUUACAGUAGAAACUUGUUUUUUGUCUUUCACCUAUACUACCAAUAUUUUACACCAUCUGAUAUAGAGAGACUGAACGCUUUUCAAGAGGUCAGACACUGAGACUGCAGGAUGUUGCUGAUGGAUUCAUCAGUGCAGAGUAUUAUAUGAAUGUGGAACAAAUUCAGAAGGUAGUCUCAGCAGGAGUAAAGCCGAUAUUCUACUAUACUGAACCUCUUCAAUAAAAGCGUAGAGUCUUCCAGUGAGGUUACUGGAUAAAGUACAUAGAAGUAACCAUUAUGUCAUGAAGUAGUACCAACAGCACAGACAAAGACAAUAAAUGUAUUUUCCAGAAGGACA
Molecule: messenger RNA, 7134 nt
Organism: Scatophagus argus
Lineage: Eukaryota; Metazoa; Chordata; Actinopteri; Scatophagidae
Gene: slc7a2
Product: solute carrier family 7 member 2
Exons: 12
Coding region: 3605-5557 (650 amino acids)
Biological process (GO): transmembrane transport; amino acid transport
Cellular component (GO): plasma membrane
Molecular function (GO): amino acid transmembrane transporter activity
Source: RefSeq, a predicted model, not a curated record